This is a messenger RNA of Megalopta genalis, 5563 nucleotides long. Its product is annotated as neural cell adhesion molecule 2. Gene Ontology annotation, molecular function: protein binding. The record is from RefSeq and is a predicted model, not a curated record. Lineage: Eukaryota; Metazoa; Arthropoda; Insecta; Hymenoptera; Halictidae.
GCGAUCGUCGCGAGCGUACGCGUAUUUUUCCUGGCGUUGUCCGCGUCGUCGCGCGUCCUGUGCUACGGUGUCGCCGCGACGCUCUAACCGCGCUACCGUCGCGUGCACGUCUCGGCCCGAUUAGUGUUCACACCGAUCGACCAUCAUCGUCGUCGACGACCCGUCGAUAAUUACCGUUCGAUCGUCCCCCGCCGCCCGGAAGCCCGCAGAUCACUUUCCGGAGCGCGCGCGUCUUCGGCAGGAUAACUUUCCGGGAAGGUCGCUUCAGUGACGGAAUGAUCGAGAGAGCCGCGCAGAGGGUGCCAGCAGGACAACGAUCGGCCGGUGGGAACGGUGGCAUGUGACUGCCGGAUCGGAUCGUUGGCGAGAGAGAAAGAGAGAGAGAGAGUUCAUGGGGGCAGCUGGGAUGAACACGAGGAAUUCGUAAACAAUGAAGCCGGCCGUGUUUCGGAAAGUGAGCGGCCCAGUGAUAUGAAUGAAUGCAGGAUCCUUGGUGACGUUAAACGAUCGAGCAACGGACCCGCGGAAACAAGUACCGUCGAUUGACCGGCACGCGACACGCGACAAAGCCGAAAACGCGAUUAGAAUCGAGCCGCGGACGCGUUUCGGAGGAGAGCGAAGGGGAAAUCCCGUGGAAUAUAACAGUGAAAAAAACAACGCUCUGGAUACGACGAAGGGACCCGGCCAUCGGCUACCGGCAACCGGAAACCAGAGCGGAACAAUGCGGUGUCACGUGCUCCUCUUCGGUAUCGUCGCCUCGGUCACCGUCGUCCACGCUCAAGGAGGCCCGCGAACGUUUUCCGCCAGGCCUUACCGAGGAGGACCAGCUGUCGCGUCUCGGGCCGUUAUUGAAGGCACGGCAGAGCUGCCUUGUGACAUCCGGCCGCCCAGAGACAAUGACUCCGCUAUUUUGGUCGUGUGGUACAAGAGCGACGUCACGCCCAUUUACAGUUACGACAUGAGGGGCAAACACUCGGAGAAGGCCUCCCAUUGGAACGAUAAGGAUCACCUGAACGACCGGGCAUUUUUCAGAACGGUCACGGAACCGGCCACCUUAAAUAUAAAUCAGAUCGAGGAGAGGGACGAGGGGGAGUACAGGUGUCGCGUCGACUUCGCCAAAAGUCCGACCAGAAACUCCAGGAUCCAUCUCACCGUGAUCGUGCCGCCGCAGAAGCCAAACAUAAUCGACGAGCUCGGAAAGACGGUGCUAUCGGUGGCAGGACCAUACGGGGAAGGCGGCGACAUGAAGCUGCAGUGCCUCGUCACCGGAGGUCGGCCGGAGCCGGUGGUGAAAUGGUGGCGAGGCGAGAUGCUCCUGGACUCGAAGGACGAGCAAGGCGAGUUCCCGUCGCUCCGCAGGAACACCCUGCUCGUGAGACAACUAUCCAGGGCGGAUCUUCACGCGGUGUUCACGUGCCAGGCGUCGAACAACAACAUCAGCCAGCCAGUUUCUGCUUCGGUGGCGAUCGAGAUGCACCUGAAGCCGCUGAACGUAACGAUAUCGAGCAACGAGCACGCGCCUCUCAGCGCCGACAGGAAGUACGAAAUCGUUUGCCUGACCGUGGGAUCGAGGCCUCCCGCCAAGUUGUCUUGGUUCAUGGACGGCAGAGUAUUGACAAAUCACACGGAGGAGAUAUCCGAGGACGGGAACAGGACGAGUUCCACGCUAAUUUUGAAGCCGACAUUACUCGAUCACGACAAAGUAAUUACUUGCCGGGCGGAGAACAGCAAAGUUCAACGGGGCGUGUUGGAGGAUACGUGGAAAUUAAACGUGUACUACGUUCCAAUCUUGCGUCUGGAAUUAGGGUCGAACAUGAACCCGGACGACAUCGAGGAAGGGGACGACGUGUACUUCGGGUGCAAAGUGAACGCCAACCCCGCCGCUUACAAAGUAAUAUGGAAGCAUAAUGGGAACGUGAUUCAAAACAACGUAAAGAACGGCGUGAUAGUGCAGCAGUACGACCUGGCUUUGAGGGUGGUCAAUCGCUCCCAGGCCGGAAAUUAUACAUGUAUCGCCAGCAACGUCGAAGGAGACGGUUACAGCAACAACGUGGAACUGAAAAUUAUGUACAAACCAAUCUGCGUGCCGGAUCAGAAGCGAAUUUAUGGUGUAACCAGACUAGAAGACGCCAGGAUCAUUUGCAGGGUGGAGGCUUAUCCGCCGCCGGACAGCUUCCGGUGGACGUUCAACAACACCGAAGAGAUGGUGGACGUGCCUCAAGCGCGUUACAAGAAUUCGACCGGGCACAUGCAGAGCGUUCUCACCUACCGGCCGGUCACUGAAAUGGACUACGGCACGGUUUUUUGCUCGGCCAGUAAUACCCCCGGCCAGCAGAAAAAUGCUUGCGUGUUUCACAUCAUUCCGGCGGGUAAACCGGAAUCGCCGUACAACUGUACCCUAUCGAAUCAAACAACAAAGUCAUUGUCGGUGGAGUGUUUCGCCGGGUUCGACGGCGGACAGCCGCAGCAUUUCCUCUUGGAAGUGUUCGACCAGGCGACGGGAAAGCUGCAGGCGAACGUCACGUCGAAAGAAACGGCCGCGUUCACGGUCCAGGAUCUGGAGCCCGGGAAGGUCCUGAACAUGCUUUUGUACGCGGUGAACGCGAAGGGCAGAAGCGACCCAACGUUGCUCGAGGGAUUCACGUUGAAGAUCGCCGAGAAGCAAACUGUGCGUGUUCUGUUCACAGGUACCCCGGUGCCAUUCGAGAUCACCCCGUUGCUAGGGGGUUUGAUCGGAGUGGUAACCGCGUUGCUUUUGAUCACCAUAACCAUCCUGGCGGCCAUGAAGAUCCGAAGCGACAGAAGAACCCAGAGGCCGAACGAUCUGCCGUUGAAGAAGGGAACCGCGCCCAGUUCCGAGGACCUUUACGACACCGACGACAGAAAUCCCGACGUGGUACCCAUAAACAAAGGCUCGGACUAUCAGCUGACUGGUUCGAUAUCCGGGACGCCAUUGGCGGUGCAAAGUACCCCGGACGGUCUGCCGCCGUCUUCGCUGUCGGUUCAACAAGUGAACCAUCUUCAAGGAUUGCCGCCGUACUCGCACGAGUACAACAAUUACCCCACGUUACCGCUGUCAGGCGAAAUAACGUACGCGGAGCUCUGCCUAACACGACCAACGACCCUGUCGACGUUAGCGAACGACGCCAAGUUGACUAGCAUAAGCGGAGUGGGUAGUUUAAGCACCAUCCAAGGGUACGGCGGCGGAGUCGUGGGCGCGAAGCCGUUCGCAAAGGAGUCGACGAUCUACGCGUGUAUAGAUCACAACGCCAGGCCGUCGAAGAUCGACGUGUCGAGUGCGUCGUCGUGUGCGCCGACGCCGCUGUCGGCGAAGAGUGCGUUCCAGGACUUAAAUGUCGGCAAACAUCAUCCCUCGAUAGAGAUCGUGACCGUUCGCACCCCGUUGAUCUCCACCCAGGAGAGCUGUGUAUAGGGAUGCGACCCUGACGCGCUGAACGUCAACGAGUACUAUGUUUGAUGUGGUCACGAGGAUGUGAUUAGGCGGCGCGUCCGGCUGCUCGCGGGAUCCAGUUAACCGUUUCUCAUAACUUAAGACCCUAUUAUGCUCUUCAAUGUGUGGUGUAAAGUAGUCGAGAGAGAGAGAGAGAGAGAGAGAGAGAGAGAGGCCGUCGUGCCGGUGGAUCUUAACUAUGACGAAUGGAACAAAGGACAUAGUGCAGGAACACACGGAGGAACAAUCAGUGUUCGAUAGCGUUAAUUAUUCUUCAAGGAUAUUGAUCGACGUAACAUGAAUUUGAUCGAGGAGACUGAUUUAAACAAACAUCUUAGCGCGUAACCGGCUGGACAAUUUUUAAUUAGCCUGUGGAUCUUCGUGCAUUUCCCAGAAGAACGAUCGGACAGAUUCGAGGGGAUUCGAAUCAAGAAUUAAGGGAGGGUUUUAUCGUUUAUUGAAAAUUAUCGAGGGGCAAUUCGUUUCUGUGCACCGAGAAGACGAUUAUGAUUUUGCAUGAAGAUCUAUGGUCUAGUUAGAGUUCUUGUGUUGACCGUACAUGUGUUAUGCAACAAAUUUUAACGAUAUUAUUAUUAUUAUUAUUAUCAUUAUUAUUAUUAUAUUAUCAUUAUUAUUAAUAUUAAGUUCUCCGGUUUUGUACGACAAUGAUUUUGUAUAUUGCAUAUGUUGCUCGAUAGGAAGAAUAAUGAUUUUCGAUUAUUCAAUUGAACGAAAUGAAUUUUAUAAAUAUAUAUAAAUAUAAAUAUAUAUAUAUAUAUAUAUAUAUUUGUUGCUUUUAAAGUAUGUAUUAAAUAUUAUAAAGAAAAAUGUAAAGUAUACAGAGAACGUAAUUAGGAUGUACGACGUAUGAUUUGAUAUUUUCGACUUUCCGACCGAUUUUCAUUCGCACAAAUUAACUUUAAAUACUUCCAUUCCAUGAAACUGCUUCUGAUUAAGUCUUCUGUACUAUCACCGACGAUCUUACAAGCGUAUACUUUCCCCGAAUGCUUGCGAGAAAGUUCUUAAUCGAACGCGUUCCGCUAGGUGUUUAACGAAUUAAUUACGUUACAAUCUAGCCAAGGUCGGAACUAAGUUGAGAGAAGCAGUUCGGUAGCGAACAUUCCACUGCCUCUUCCGAUGACCAAUUUUAUUACAACGCGCGGGGAGGGCAUCCGUCUACGCCCCUAACUUAUGCAGAAAUUUAAGUAAUUAGGUGUACCAUAAAUUCGACAAUUCGACGGAUAAAUUGUCUCGGCACCAAUUUAAAAGAAUAAGAACUAAAUAAGUAUUUAUUUCGUCUAUCGAACACACUUCGAAUAAAUAAGUUCUAUCUAAGCUUGAACUUACCGAUCUAUUAACGAAUGCGUAAAAUCCACAGUCUAAUUACAAUUGUAACGUGUCUGUAUCGCGGAGAAUGUGUUUCAUUCGAUGCGAUAAUCAACGAAUCAUUUUUCUUGGGUUGUACAAUUUAAGGAAUCGAACGAAAAAUCUCUCCACGUAUCUUCCUCCUGUUGUAGAAACAAUGGAACUUUCUCGCCGGUGUACACUUCUUGAUUUCGUUCUAACUCCGCAGGAACUUAUAAUUUUCCUAACAUAUUCGGUUUCCGUAUGUGUUCACGAGAUGUACUACAUGCAUUCUGGUAGCUGAUAAGAAUGGAUACGUGUUAUAAAAAGAACUUGUUUGUAAAUAUGUGAUUAUAAGAAUGUGAAACUACGAGAACGUUGCGGGGGGGGGGGAGAAAAAGAGGCGAAACGUAAAUAGGGGGGACAACAACAACGUAAUCGUAGGUUUUUUUAAUAAGCGAACGUACCUAGGUUUUGAAAAUCGAGGUUUAUAAAAGAGUAAAUUAAGAGUGAUAUCGGUACCGUUUGCGGCCCGACGAUCGUCCGAUCGUGUUCCCCUCGAACGUCGAUCAACAAUUUGUUCGAAAGAACGCGGGCCUGCGAUUCGUUGGGCCGCGAAUAGUACGAGCAGUGAGUGUGUAUGAUUGUCCGAACCAAUCAUGACUUUGUAAAGAAAGUUCAAGUUCAUAUACUAUAAUAUUUAAGUUGUAUUGUACGCGUAUCAGAUUUUGUUCGCAAACGAUACAAUAAAAGACAAGUUUUCAGAAA